Rhizophagus irregularis DAOM 181602=DAOM 197198 is the source of this 3437-nucleotide messenger RNA. Lineage: Eukaryota; Fungi; Glomeromycota; Glomeromycetes; Glomerales; Glomeraceae. The record is from RefSeq and is a predicted model, not a curated record.
AAAAAAAUAUGGAAGGAAGUUCAAGUCAGAGUGGAAAUUCUUCUACUAAUACUACUUCUGGUAGCUUAGAAAAUAAUGACCCUGUUUCAUAUAAAACGAUUUUGCAUAAAAAUAUUCUCAAUAAUCAUAUCCUUCUCAAAUUAGAAGAGGAUGGUUUCACUACGCCAGAUGACAAAGUGGAAGAACUUUUAAAAAAUCUAACUAAACCAAGUUAUUUGUAUGCACUUAAAUUACUUUUUGAAAAUUUACAAAAUGAAUUUUCAUCUCAAUCAUUAAUAAAUUCGUUAGAAGCUCUAAUUGAUUCCACAUCUUUUAAUUAUUAUUCCAAAGAAAGCAUGGCUAGACUAGAAUUACAUUUAAGGACUUGGGUGACAGUCUUAGAAAGAAUUUGUUUUUCACCAAUAGUACUUAGUAAAGUACUUCGAGAUAAAGUUUAUAAUUCUUUAGCAAAUUUUGCAGAAAUUCACCGUAAAACAACUCAAGUUAUCGAAAUAGGACUUGAUAAAAAUUUUAGACCAAAUUUCAAUCAAUUCAAUCAACAAAACAAUAAUCAAGAUGAACAAAUUAUUAAAAAACGUAAUUAUAAUAUUGAUUUUUUAUUAAUCCAUUUGCGAGAUACUCUUCAUAGUCUACGUGAUGAUGAAACUUGGUUUCAAGAAAUUAUACGAAGGACUAAAGAUUUUCUUAAAGCUGCAUUAAAUAUUACACCAGGAAUUUUAUCAAUAACAGGAGUUUCUCUUCCAAAUGAUAAUUGUUCAAUCUUAUCAUUGCUUAAUCAAGUACGUCAGAGUUUAAGUUUUAAAUAUCCAGUAGCAUCUUAUUAUGUAGAUUGGAGAAUUAUGUUAAUAAUUCAACAUAAUCUUUUCAUUUGGUCUGAAAGUGAAAAGAUUAUAAGUAAAAAAUUUGGAGAAUUAGUAUUAAUGGAAUAUAUUUGGAGCUUUUUGGAAAGAGAAUGGGUUAAUGCUGUGGACAAAUCUAUUUUAGAUUCUCAAACAAAAUUUGAUGAAGUAUCAAAUAAAGUCGCUAAAGCUUUGAAAAAUACUGGAGGCUUUUUAAAUGAACUUGCUGGAAAUGAACCUAUAGCACUACCACAUAGUUUGUGGUUUGGAAUAUUAGAUCUUGCACAAAAUCUUAUCCAAAGAUCAUCUCGAAAAGCAACAUAUGGUCUUUGUUAUUAUUUAGCAAUUGAAUCACUUAAUAAAGCACCAAGCAGUUUUAUUCAAUUUAAAUCUAUUGAAUUAUUAUUAAAUUUAUAUAAUAUUGAUAAUAAAAUGUUUUCAAUGAUUGAAAUUGAUUUUGAUCAAUACACGCAAAAAUCAAGUGAAAAUAAUUUGGAAGAUUCUUUAGAAAAAUUUCAAAAUUUAUUAACUUUUGUUAAAGAGAAAUAUCUUGAAGAUUUAAAAAUUCUAAGUAAUAAUGCUGGAAAAGGAAAAGAGGGAAAAGGAAUAAACUUAAAUCAAAAUUCAUAUUUAAAGAAAGAACAAAUAUCAAAUUCUAACAUUUUAGAUGUUAUAGCAGAUGAAAUUACUUGUCCAAUUAAUCAAAAAAUAUGUCCUAAUUGUCGAGAAAAAAUUGAAGAUAAUGAUAUUAGAUAUUUAACACAAAAUUCAAUUUAUAAAAAUUUAUAUGCAAAAUUUUUUGAAUCUGGACAUAUUUUACCUUCAAUUGAAUUAGAAAAUUCUGAUCAAUUAUAUGACAGUGAUGAAUCAGAUAAUUCGGAAGUUGAACUCAUAUUAACUAAAAAAAAGAAAUUUAUGAAUUCAAUUAUUAAGUUAAAUUCAAAAAUAUCAUCCCCAAUACUUUCAAGAAUCACAAAAAAACAACAUCCAACAUACCAAAAUAUUAUAAAAGAAAUAAAUGAAAAAAAUUAUGAAAAAGCUGAAUCUUUAUGCAAAGAAUUUAUAAAUUUUUUUCCUAAAAGUUAUUCUUUAAGAUGUAUUUUAGCGUAUGUUUAUAGAUGUCUUAACAAUUACGAACAAGCACACUUAUUUUUAAAUGAGGCUAUUGAUUUAAAUCCCAAAAGACCAGUUGCUUAUUUUAUUUGUGGAGAAAUAUUUUUUAGACAAAAUGAUUAUGAUGAAGUAAUAUAUAAUUUAAAAAAGUCAAUAAAUUAUAAAGCAAAAAUAAAUAACUCAUAUAUAUUACUCGGAAAUAGUUACUUAUUACGUAAUUUUCUUGGUGAUUAUGCAAUAGCUAUAGGAAAUUAUAAUAUUGCAUUAAAAAAUGAUCCAAAUAAUUAUUUAUGCCUUAAAAAUUGUGCAUACGCUUAUGAAAAAGAAGGAGAUUAUUUAAGUACAUUAAAUUUAUUAGAUAAAUUAUUAAAUAUCAAUAAGGAGGAUUCUUUGAUUUUAUGUUAUUAUGGAGAAAUUUUAUAUAAUAUGACACAAUAUAGAAAAGCUAUAUCAUACUUUACAAAAGCUUAUACUAUAGAUCCAGAAAACAUUCAUAACUUGAAUAGGAGAGCUAUUACAUACUAUAUUAUUAAGGAAUAUGAUAAAGUAUUAUCAGAUCUUGAUAAAAUUAUACAAUUAGAUCCAUUAAAUAGUUUAGCAUAUUAUCUUAAAUGUUUAACGUAUUAUACAAAGAAUGAUAAUAACAAUGCUAAAGUAUCAUUUAAAAAGUAUGCAGAAUUAUUGAAUUCUGAUAAUAUUUUAGCAAAGAUUCAGUACAAAAUUUAUAUUGAAUUAAAAGAGUAUAGUAAAGCAAGACUAGCUUUAAAUGAUACAUCGUACUAUGAAUUUGAAUCUAUUAGUUAUUUUAUACAAGAUCAUCCAGAUUUUUGGUCAUAUUUAUAUGAAGAUUGUGAAAUUAACAAAAACGAUUUUACCGAAUUUGGAAUUGUCGAUGAAUUUAGUAAAUUUAUGUAUAAAGAAAAACGAGUAUAUUUUAUUUCAAAUCUUACAAAUUUGAAUAGUGAACUUUGUCAAUUUCAAGAAAGUGAUAUAAGCAGUUUAUCAAGGCUGGUAAUGUCUUCUAAAAAUGAAAAUCUUCAUUUGGUUUUGCCUAAACUAAAAAAUAUGUAUGAUUAUAAUUAUCUCAUUUGUAAAAUGAAUGUUAAAAAAAUAUUAUCCAAGGAUUGCUUUAUAAAAUUUAUAUUCAAUGACAAUUAUCAAAAAGAUCAUAUGUUAAAACAUAAAGAUGUAUCAAAACUUGAGGGGUUAGGUUGGAUAGAAUAUCAGACUUCAAUAAUUGGCCUACCUUAUGAUGCUCAACUUUCAAUUGAAAUAAAUUCUAUUGAAAUGCAAAUAGAAUAUAUUCGAUUAGAAGAUAUUCCAUACACAAUAACUCACAUUACCAACAUAAAUUUAAUGGGUUAUUUGUUUCCAGUUUAUCGUAAAUUUUUCUCAAAUGUUCCAGAAACUUUCAAAGACAAGUAUUUUUCAAGAAAAGAAAUGGAAAAUUUGCUUGAUUUAAAAGAUAUCCUUGACAGCUUAUAA